Molecule: messenger RNA, 2037 nt
Organism: Chanos chanos (milkfish)
Lineage: Eukaryota; Metazoa; Chordata; Actinopteri; Gonorynchiformes; Chanidae
Gene: csnk2b
Product: casein kinase 2, beta polypeptide
Exons: 7
Coding region: 66-713 (215 amino acids)
Cellular component (GO): cytoplasm; protein kinase CK2 complex
Molecular function (GO): protein kinase regulator activity
Source: RefSeq, a predicted model, not a curated record
GAAAAACGCCAAUCACUUUUAUUGCUGCAGCUUACUGAGACUGGGAGGAUUGGGAGUUUCCCAAAAUGAGUAGUUCAGAAGAAGUAUCAUGGAUUUCUUGGUUCUGUGGAUUACGAGGGAACGAAUUCUUUUGUGAGGUGGAUGAGGACUACAUUCAGGACAAAUUUAACCUGACUGGACUCAAUGAGCAAGUUCCACACUACAGACAAGCCCUGGAUAUGAUUCUGGAUCUGGAGCCUGAUGAGGAGCUGGAGGAUAACCCUAAUCAGAGUGACCUGAUAGAACAGGCUGCUGAGAUGUUGUAUGGACUCAUCCACGCACGCUACAUCCUCACCAACCGCGGGAUCGCCCAGAUGUUGGAGAAGUAUCAGCAGGGGGAUUUUGGCUACUGCCCCCGUGUUUACUGUGAGAACCAGCCAAUGUUGCCCAUUGGGCUGUCAGACAUCCCUGGUGAAGCCAUGGUGAAACUCUACUGCCCCAAGUGCAUGGAUGUGUACACUCCCAAGUCCUCCAGGCACCACCACACGGAUGGGGCAUACUUUGGCACAGGGUUUCCCCACAUGCUCUUCAUGGUGCACCCUGAGUACCGGCCAAAGAGGCCUGCCAAUCAGUUCGUGCCCAGGCUUUACGGCUUCAAGAUCCACCCAAUGGCCUACCAGCUUCAGCUGCAGGCUGCCUCUAGCUUCAAGAGCCCUGUCAAGGCCAUCCGCUAAGGACCACAGAACAGAGGAGAAGAGUGAGGAGAGAGGUAGGGUGGGAGAGCGGGAAACGAAGAAGGAAGAGCGGAGAACAUCUGUGGCCAACUCCUUACAGAACCUCAUCUUCUUCCAGCAGUCUAUGAUUUGUUUUAGAUUAGGUUGAUUGAGAGAGAUGUUUAAAUAUUGAAUGAGAGAGUGAGUAUAUGACACACACUUAAAGCUCUGAAUACCUUCUUUUGUCACACACAACCAAACACACACACACAACCAAACACACAUGUACACACACAUACAUAGAGAGAUACAGUAGGGGUGGUUGUGCAGAUGUGAGUAUCUACUCUGUAACCCAGAAAAACAGAUGGAUGUAAAUUAGUGUAUGUAAAGACCAGAGAUGAGCCAAUGAAGAGCAUCCUUCAUAGUGACAUAAUACACCGAUCUGUGUUUUGUUUGGUGUGUUUCCAUGGUAAUAAGUUACAGUUCAAGUUCAAACUCUUCAAAAAAAAAAAAAAAAACGAAUGGCUUGGUGUUCUUCUUCAUUCGUAUCAUAUUAUCUGGCUGUCACAGACAGAGAACCCAGAAUUGUAUCAGGACAACGCUGUUAACUCCAGGGGUAAGGAUGGCAUAAGCCUAAACUGCGCCCUCCUCUCAUCUUGUGCCUCUCUGCCACAUAAAUCAUCGUAAUUUAGCACGAGUGAGACGUGUUCGGUUCCAGCAAUCCAAACAAUUCUGUCAGUUGCCUUAAAGUAGUCACACAGCAUCUAUAUACCAGUUGUGGGUUUGCGUUUUCUUACCGUGUGGGAACACGUGGGUCAAGAGGUGUAUUUGCAAGGACUUGUUAAUUCAGGGUGUGGAAAAUACACUGUUUUUUUUCAGUGCGUGUUUUAAGCGGAGAAAGAAACCUUGAUUGUGAACGACACAAGUAGAACCUGUCUGCUCUCUCUGUCUGUGUCAGUCAGAUGUAUACAGCCAUAACAGAAUUUUAACCUUAGAAGAACUGCUCCAAAAAGAACUAGAACUUUCCCCUCAGAACCACAUCUGCAUUACCGCCUGUCAUGUUCCUCCACGUGUUGUAGGUUUAUUUAUGAGACAAAAGGAAAUCCUCAAUUCUGCAAGAUCUUUUUUUGUUGUUCAGUGAAGUCAGACGCUCUUUUUAAUUGUUACUUUCCCCUUGUUAUUCCCAGUGUUAGUGAAAAGCAGAAUGAAGCCAGAAUGGGUUUGUGUGAACGAUUAGGAUGAGGUGUGUAAAGGUUGUAAUUAUUGUUUUUGUUUAUUGAUUUUUUUUUUCCUUUGCAACUGUUGAUGAGGAACCAGGUUUCAGAAUUCACAAUAAACUUUUCUU